AUGCGCCCUUACAAAAGAGUCGGAUGUCGCUUUCAUGCGGCACUUCAAACCGGACAACCAACGACAAAGAUGUUUUCUACUGGAAGACGCAAUCAAAUUUUCGCCUUAUUUUCCAUUGCCAUAUUUCUCACCGUUUUACUGCUACCGGAAGUGAGUUGCCACCAUGGUGACGGUGGAGGCGGAUUGUUUGGAGGUGGAGGCGGUAAACACGGAGGUGGUGGAGGAGGCUUAGGUUCGAUGCUUGUUGCAGGCCUCAUAGCUAAGAUUCUAGGAGAGCACGAACACCACCAUUGCGACCAUGGCCAUCACCAUCACGGCCACCAUCACAUGAUGCAUAUGAUGAUGAUGCACCACGGAUAAAUUUAGAUACGUAAUUUGUAUGAUUUCAUGUAUAUAUAUCAUUUUUGCCAGUUUUCUCACCUGAUUUCUUGUAUAGAUUGUAUUG
Argiope bruennichi is the source of this 445-nucleotide messenger RNA. RefSeq names its product spore coat protein YeeK-like. The record is from RefSeq and is a predicted model, not a curated record. NCBI's taxonomy places the organism in Eukaryota, Metazoa, Arthropoda, Arachnida, Araneae, Araneidae. The transcript has 2 exons. Bases 1 to 360 code for a protein of 119 amino acids.